Messenger RNA from Thlaspi arvense, 690 nucleotides. The record is from the annotation of a GenBank genome assembly. NCBI's taxonomy places the organism in Eukaryota, Viridiplantae, Streptophyta, Magnoliopsida, Brassicales, Brassicaceae.
AUGAAGCUCGCCGCUAGCCUCAGCUCCAAAUUCCUCAGCCUCAGCCCCAAACGCAUCUUCCGAUCCAAAUCGAAGUCUUCCGUCUCCAGAUCUGAACCUUCUUCCUUCAGCUCCGGUGCUUCCUCCUCUUCCUCCGAAGGAUCGUACGGCAACCUCAAGGCAGGUCCCGCCGCGACUCCAAUCAGUGUUCUCCCCGAGAACUCCGGCGACUGGUCCCAGAUUUCCGGAGAUCGCGAUUUUUACUCUGAGCUGAUUCAGGCGUUCAAACUGAUCGACCGAGACGACGACGGCGUCGUUUCCAGGGGAGAUCUAGCGGCGCUUCUCAGCAGGCUGAGUCCUGAGCCGCCGAGUCAGGAAGAGGUGAGCCUGAUGCUCACGGAAGUCGACGGAGGAGGAGACGGCGGUUGUAUCAGCCUCGAAGAGCUGGCUGGCCGCGUCGCCGGGACCUCCGGUGAAGGAUUAGGCGAGAUGAGGGAGGUGUUCGAGUACUUUGACGCGGAUCGCGACGGGAGAAUCUCGGCGGAGGAGCUGCACAGAGUAUUUGGAGCCAUCGGAGACGAAAGGUGCACGGUAGAAGAGUGUCGGCGUAUGAUAGCGACGGUUGAUAGGAACGGCGACGGUUUUGUUUGUUUCGAUGACUUUUGCCGCAUGAUGGAGCUUCAGGCUCCAGCGAUGAAUGAUCAUCAUUAA